Molecule: messenger RNA, 1518 nt
Organism: Acaulospora morrowiae
Lineage: Eukaryota; Fungi; Glomeromycota; Glomeromycetes; Diversisporales; Acaulosporaceae
Source: the annotation of a GenBank genome assembly
AUGUCGGACUCUUCACCAGAAUAUGAUAAUACACCAAGACGGUCGAAAAAAGUCUCUUCCAAUAUAUCCUCAGACCAUGAAUCACUUUCAGAACCGAACAGUGAUCGUGAGGAAAAUUACAACGAAGAACCUUUAAAGGAACCUAGCGUCGAGAAUGACGAGUCGCCGAAUAGUUCAAGGAUACACUCGCCAACCCCUCCGGCUGACCUUAUGGUCGACAGAGAUCUUGAAGAAGACAAGAACGAUACAUCAAAAAGUCCCAGAUCUGUGAACGGCAGUGCCAAAGACAAUAAAACUUUUGAUAAUGAACUCGACGAUUUAUUCGGAGGUGCCAUGAGUGACGAUGAACCCUUUGAAAAACGUGAACAGGAACGAACAGAAGAUUUUACGCCAAUAGCUUCACCGAUACAUUCGGAUGACGAAGGUGGAUAUAUUCGACCGCCAGUAGAAACCGAGUAUAUUUCAAAUGUCUUUCGUAAAACACCAAAGAGUUGUGACAACAAGUAUUAUGUUGCAAAGGUUCCGACCUUUUUCUCUUUUUCGCACGUCGCUUUUAACCCGGAGACCUACUCUAAGGAUGAUGAUUGCGCAAUAGAAAGUGACAUAAUAUUGGGUGCAGAAAAUUCACUGCGAUGGCGUUACAAGAUAGAUCCGGUUACUGGCAAAGAAACAGAUGAGAAGGAGUCAAAUUCUAGGUUGAUAAAAUGGUCAGAUGGUUCCAUGUCGUUGAUGAUUGGUGAAGAAAUUUUUGAUUGUUCUCGUCAGCCUUUGGAUAAUGUCUACCAAUAUCUAUCGAUUCCUCAUCGUGAAACGAACACCAUAGAAAACAAAGAAAGGCUUACGGAUACCAUAACAUUUCUUCCUUCAACGGUCGGCAAAACUCAUCGUAUGUUGGCUGCAGCCAUUCAGUCAAAGCAUGUUAAACAGGUUAAAACUCAGUUUGUUGAUAUGAAUCAGGAUCCCAAUUUAAUUAAACUGCAACAAGUGGCUGAAAGAGAAAAGAAAUCAAAUGUUAAACGCGCAUCAACUUCCCGUGCACCCCGAGGACGUAAAAAAAUUGAGGACGACUAUUCCGAUAAUGAAGAAAGAGCUUCUACUUUCAAAUCGCGUGGUGAUACGUAUGAGGAUGACUCCGGUUUCGUAGUCGCAGAUGAGACAGAUGACGACGAAGAAUUUGACAAGUCGGAUAGACGACGUAAAGGAAAAGAAAGGGAAAGUGAUGGUCGUCGUAGGGAAACAUCAUCAAAUAUUGUUUCUUCUGCGAGAUCUAGAAAGCGACGUGCCGAAGAGGAUGAAGAGAACGAAGAGGAUUUAUAUGAGGAAAAUAAUGAUCAGAUGAAAAGUGAACCUUCAUAUUCGCGUCGCGAGCACCGAGAUCGUCAUGGACGUGAAGAACGACGCGAAGAACGACGCGAAGAACGGCGCGAAGAACGGCGUGAACGCGCUGGACGCACUGAGCGACUAGAACCGAGGAGGAGUAGGAAUGUUAUUGUAGGUGAUGAUGACGAGGACGAUUGA